UUAUCAUUUAUUGGUUAGGUUACGCAAAACAAUUCUGUUCAGUUUAAUCAUUUUGCAAAGCAAUAAAAAAAAAUUACAAACCGGCAAAAUUAUUUUGGAAAACGAUGUCAUUCCCGGAUAAAGCAGCUCGAAAACAGUGUUGGGAUGCACGUGACAAAUACUGGGAGUGCUUAGAUAAAUAUGCACCAGAUUAUUCGGCGACAAGCGGCCAAGAGGGACCAAAAGAGUGUGCAAAACUGCGGAAAUUGUACGAAUCCGGGUGUCCAGCUCAAUGGGUCAAACAUUUCGAUCGAAAACGAACCUACGAACAAUUCAAAGAGAAAAUGAACGCCGGCUACGAUCCCGUCAAGGAUAAAUAGUACAAAAUAUAAUCCAUAUUUAUCAAAUUGUUACACAUUUAUUGAUUCACAAAUCGCAUGAUAAAAAAAAACACUGAAAAUUUGAUGUGAAGUAGACAUUUAGUUAAAUGAAAACUGAAUAAAAUAAACACUAUUCAAUUCUGUUUUGCGAAUAAAUAAA
This is a messenger RNA of Sitodiplosis mosellana (orange wheat blossom midge), 519 nucleotides long. Its product is annotated as cytochrome c oxidase assembly factor 6 homolog. Gene Ontology annotation, cellular component: respiratory chain complex IV; mitochondrion. The record is from RefSeq and is a predicted model, not a curated record. Gene Ontology annotation, biological process: respiratory chain complex IV assembly. Bases 105 to 359 code for a protein of 84 amino acids. The transcript has a single exon. Lineage: Eukaryota; Metazoa; Arthropoda; Insecta; Diptera; Cecidomyiidae.